CCUCCCUUCAUUCCACAAGUGUUGCUUCGCUCUCUCCAGCGCACUUGGCGAGCUGGAGAGGUGAGAGGGAUCCUGCGAGCCGGCGCAGGGCGGCGAGUCCGGAGCCGCCGGCCAAGGCGAGGCGCGGACAGACCGACGCUCCCCUGCUCUCCGGCCCCCGCCUCUCCCCGUAGCCGGCCGGACCUGCACCCCGCGCUUGCCCCCGCUCAUCCUCCCCCCGCCCGGUCAGGCGCGCUCCUUCCCGGCCGGCCCCUCGGCGCGCGGCGCGCUGGAGGCGAACGCGGGCUGAGCCGAGCGCAGUGGCCGCCGACCACCGAGCGCCCCGCGCCGCUCCCUGCAUGUGCGGCCCGCGGCGGCUCGCAGCCCCCGGCAGCAGCCUCGGCAGCUUCGGCCGCGCCUCGAGAGGCGGCUGCAGCGGCUCCAGCGGCGGCCGAGCGGCCGAGCCCGGGCUGGGAGACACGAUGCGCCGCGUCCUCCGGCUGCUCCUCGGCUGCUUCCUCACCGAGCUGUGCGCCCGCGUGUGCCGGGCGCAGGAGCGAGCGGGGCACGGGCAGCUGGCGCAGCUGGGCGGCGUGGUAGUGCUGGCGGGGGGCAACCGGUCCGGGGCCGCCUCCGGAGAGGCCGGCGAGGGCGCGGGGGCCUCGGACGCGCCCCCGACCCGGGCGCCCACGCCGGACUUCUGCCGGGGCUACUUCGAUGUCAUGGGCCAGUGGGACCCGCCGUUCAACUGCAGCUCGGGCGACUUCAUCUUCUGCUGCGGGACUUGUGGCUUCCGGUUCUGCUGCACAUUUAAGAAGCGGCGACUGAACCAGAGCACCUGCACCAACUACGACACUCCGCUGUGGCUCAACACCGGCAAGCCUCCCGCACGCAAGGACGACCCCCUGCACGACCCCACGAAGGACAAGACCAACCUGAUCGUUUACAUCAUCUGCGGGGUGGUGGCCGUCAUGGUGCUUGUAGGCAUCUUCACCAAGCUGGGGCUGGAGAAAGCGCACCGGCCGCAAAGGGAGCACAUGUCCAGGGCCCUUGCAGAUGUCAUGAGGCCACAGGGCCACUGCAACACCGACCCCAUGGAGAGGGACCUCAACAUUGUGGUUCAUGUCCAGCAUUAUGAAAAUGUGGAUACCAGAACUCCCAUAAAUAAUCUUCAUGCUACACAGAUGAACAACGCGGUGCCCACCUCCCCUUUGCUCCAGCAGAUGGGCCAUCCGCAUUCGUACCCCAGCCUGGGCCAGAUCUCUAACCCCUACGAGCAGCAGCCACCGGGCAAAGAGCUCAACAAAUAUGCCUCCCUGAAGGCAGUUGGAAGUUCUGAUGGUGACUGGGCAGUGGCGACACUUAAGUCACCAAAAGCCGACAAGGUCAAUGAUGACUUCUACUCCAAGCGACGGCACCUGGCCGAGCUGGCCGCCAAGGGGAACCUACCUCUGCACCCGGUAAGAGUGGAAGAUGAGCCGCGGGCCUUCAGCCCUGAGCAUGGGCCCGCCAAGCAAAAUGGACAGAAGUCACGCACCAACAAGACGCCCCCACAUCCCCUGGCCUACAAUUCCACCACCAACUUCAAAGGCUGGGACCCCAACGAGCAGUCUCUCCGGCGGCAGGCUUACGGUAACAAGGGCAAACUUGGCGUAGCCGAGUCGGGCUCCAGCGACCCCUUGGGGACUCGCACCCAGCACUACCCACCCCCACAGCCAUACUUCAUCACCAACAGCAAAACAGAAGUGACUGUCUGAGCUUUGACUACAGGAAGCAUCCUGGAGACCAUACUCAACUGAGAGGCAAAAAAUAUCCCUGGCCCACACCCUUCCUGCCCUCCCCGACAUGCUCCCUCACGCCCUGACUCCCCAUACCAACCGACCAUAAACCUGCUGGCGACGCGGAAUCAUGCUUUUCUUGGGUCAUGCCUAACACGUGUCGGCGGGCAGCUGAGCAAGGCCGAAGCAGGGAUGUUCAGCAAUACAGCAGAGGGGAAACUGAGGCACGGCUCUUUCGACUUCGGGCCCAAGGUGGCCGACUCACACGCCCAAACCGUGGGGCUGAUUUUUUCUUUUCCUCCUGACUUAAGACUGAAAUCCAUGAUGACGAAUUAAAAGUAGCACAACUUAGAGAAAUUGUCCAUUUGAGCACAUAUUCCAUUUACCACGCGCUGUCUGUUUCCAGGUGAAAGAGCCGGGGGUGUGGGGAGAGGAGAGCGUGGAGGGUACGACAAGAGUGUACUUGAGAAUAUGAGCUGUUUGGGGAGGAAUCUGUGUGCAUUAUAAGUGUUUUCUAAUCCCGAGAAGUAGUGACGUGGAAACACGCUUUUGACGAGCGUGAGACAGUCCAACCCUUCUAUUUAUAGUACUUUUCAUAUUGUCAAUGUUGGAAGCAAAAAACAACACACACUUGAACUCACAAGGAAUAAAUAAGACCCUGAACCCACCAGUAGUGAUGAGAAAGAACGUUGUAGAGAAGUCCCGUAAAGACCAUGACCAUGGACAUGGGAAGGAUAGGCUUUUAUGGCUGGGAGAGGGUCCAGAGAGUGUUAAAUAACUUUUUUCUUAAAAAAAAAAACAAAAACAAAAAACAAAACAAAAGAACAAAGAUAAACGAAUACAAGCCCACUACAAAACAGACAAAACGGCAAAUCAAUUUUUGUCCCAAAUCCUCGCGACUUAGGAAACAAACAAUGGCAUCAAGAACAAUGACACCAAAAUUCACGGUUGAAAAGUCGACAAGAGGUGAAAAGGGGGCCCCCUAUUUCCUGCCUUGCCUCCAAGACAAGAAACACAGAAACCAGUCCUCCAUUAACUGUCUCUCCCUGACUCCCCUCAGCCCUUGCCACCACCGCUGCCAAAUUUCAGCUGCUUUGGACUGAAAAUGUCAUAAGCGUGGGUGGUGCCUUCAAUGUGUUACUGUUUAAUGACAGUCUUGUUACCCAAGUGCAACCUGUGUUCUCUUGGCCCCCCUCCCUCCUGUUUCCUGCAAUAAUAGAAGAUGUUUCUAUCCCCCCAA
Leopardus geoffroyi (Geoffroy's cat) is the source of this 2997-nucleotide messenger RNA. It is a transcript of the gene SHISA9, whose product is annotated as shisa family member 9. The coding region runs from base 339 to 1736 and encodes 465 amino acids. Lineage: Eukaryota; Metazoa; Chordata; Mammalia; Carnivora; Felidae. Gene Ontology annotation, biological process: regulation of AMPA receptor activity; regulation of short-term neuronal synaptic plasticity. The transcript has 5 exons. Gene Ontology annotation, cellular component: AMPA glutamate receptor complex; postsynaptic density; dendritic spine membrane. The record is from RefSeq and is a predicted model, not a curated record.